GCCGGUCAUUGUCCGGCCCCGGUAUAUAAGCGGGGCUGAGGCCGGUCGUGUGCCAGGCUCACCGGCUCACACGAGCGGAUCCACAUGAGAAGAGGCGCGUGUCGAUCAUCAGCCAACUCCUCCAUCGCUCAGAUCCUCCAUCAUGGACUCCGUCUACUCCGACAUCGACAGCAACAGCUGCGACUUUUUCCCGCACACCGACGACGAGGACUCCGGCGGCAGCAGCAGCAGCAGCAGCCGCAGCCCUCUCUGCGCGUCCCCGGAGCCCGAGCAGCAGCAGCAGCCGCAGAAGAAGCGGCGCCGGGGACGCGCCCGCGGCGACGGCACCGUGCCGGUGGUGAGGAAGAACCGGCGCGUAAAGGCCAACGACCGGGAGCGGAACCGCAUGCACAACCUGAACGACGCGCUGGACACGCUGCGCGGCGUCCUGCCCGCGUUCCCCGACGAGACCAAGCUCACCAAGAUCGAGACGCUGCGCUUUGCGCACAACUACAUCUGGGCGCUGUCGGAGACGAUCCGCAUCGCGGACCUGCAGCCGGGGAAGAGCGGCGACGUCCCGCAGCUGCUGCUGAGCCUCGGCGGCGGAGCCCCGAGUCCCGGCAGCGACGCCUGCUCCUGGAGCUCCAGCGGCUCCUCGUCCUCCUCCUCCCCGGCGUACAGCGCCUCCAGCCCGGGCAGCCCCUCCGCGCCAGAGGACUGCGGCUUCCGGCAGCAGGAGGCGCUGUUCGGCUUCCGCAGCUUCGUGCCGGGCAUCUACUGAGGAGGCGACCGGCCGGAGGAGGACGCGUCCCGCCGCCGGAGGAGGACGCGUCCCGCCCCGCGGACUCAUGGAGACUCACGUGGACACUGAGAAUCACUUUCUGCCUUAACAGACUUCAUCUUCCUCCUCGUGUCUCUGACGGAUCGAACACGAGAGAAUAACUUAAUAACUUCUUCUUUGUUUUACAUCAUUUUUAUUUUGUGUUUCUACAGAACCUUUGCACUUUUUCCCUCCUCCUCUCCUCCUCAUCUCCUCCUCCUCUCCUCUCCUCCUCAUCUCCUCCUCCUCUCCUC
This is a messenger RNA of Scophthalmus maximus (turbot), 1053 nucleotides long. RefSeq names its product neurogenin 1 (gene neurog1). The record is from RefSeq and is a predicted model, not a curated record. The transcript has 2 exons. NCBI's taxonomy places the organism in Eukaryota, Metazoa, Chordata, Actinopteri, Pleuronectiformes, Scophthalmidae. Gene Ontology annotation, molecular function: protein dimerization activity. Bases 143 to 760 code for a protein of 205 amino acids.